AUGACUUCCAACGAGCAUCCCAAUAGACAAAAGCUGAUCGAUCGCGCCCGCGAAUUCCUUGCCGAAGUGGAAGAUUUAACUCCCGGGAAAGACCUCGAAGAGAGAUUGAACCGCAAUUAUGGCCCUGGAAAUGCCUACUACGAUGACUUCUGCACUUUGAUCCGACAAGGACUAGCGAAUGACGAAGGCUGGGUCGCGACGGAUGAAAUAGACGGUCGAAAAUAUCGCCGAACAAAAAUCAGCCAGCCGUCUGAGCUGAAUCGCUACUUCAGCAUCACCGCCGUUUACAUGGACAGCCAAGAAGAGUACCGCGGCCAAUAUCACCUUCACCCUUACGGCGAAAUCAAUUGUGUGAUUCAGUUAGAUCCUUCGGCCGAACUGAUGGGCAUGUCCGGGUGGCAGGGAGCGGGUUGGACAUCACCAGGUGCAGGAACACAUCAUUAUCCUGAAGUCCGUGGUGGUGCUCUGAUAGCUUUGUUUUUCCUCCCUGCUGGUCGCAUCUCGUACCAUAGAGCGAAACCGGGGGAUGCGCAGCCGAUUGCCAUGUAG
Penicillium lagena is the source of this 549-nucleotide messenger RNA. Its product is annotated as DUF4863 family protein. NCBI's taxonomy places the organism in Eukaryota, Fungi, Ascomycota, Eurotiomycetes, Eurotiales, Aspergillaceae. The record is from RefSeq and is a predicted model, not a curated record. The transcript has 2 exons. The coding region runs from base 1 to 549 and encodes 182 amino acids.